Messenger RNA from Neltuma alba, 1640 nucleotides. RefSeq lists its product as uncharacterized. Gene Ontology annotation, biological process: mitochondrial translation. Gene Ontology annotation, cellular component: mitochondrial small ribosomal subunit. Gene Ontology annotation, molecular function: structural constituent of ribosome. The record is from RefSeq and is a predicted model, not a curated record. The coding region runs from base 85 to 1344 and encodes 419 amino acids. NCBI's taxonomy places the organism in Eukaryota, Viridiplantae, Streptophyta, Magnoliopsida, Fabales, Fabaceae. The transcript is spliced from 4 exons.
AGUAGAAAGAAGCGAGAAACCCCAUGGCUGCAAGAUCGGGACGCUGAAUUCUGAGUCGGAUCAAAGCUUAAACCCUAGAGAGCCAUGAAACGGACUCUGCUCAGCAAUGUCUCUCUCUACACUCGCAGUCUUCUCCAGUCUCCUUCCUCACACUCCCCAUACCCUAAUUCCUCAAUCGCCCCGCUCGCCGCUUCCACUCGCUCCCGCCUCCGGUUCUUCUCCUCCGGCGGCGACGACUCCAAUGAAAACCCCAACCCUUCUACUGAAACGAGCGUGGCGCCUCCCGUGAAAAAGGAUGUUCUUGCCGGCGUCCAGGAUGUGGCUAACAAAGAUCUUAAAACACAGAUAGAGAAGUACUUUGGGGGCGAUGAAGAAGCACUUCCAACGAUUUUUGAAUCAAUUUUGCGGAGAAAAUUAAUGGAGAAGCAUGAGGAGACAGAUGACGAGUUGCUGGAUGAAUUCCAGAGGCAGCCAAUUGAUGACGUUAAUGACCAGGAGUUUGAAGAAGAUUUUGAGGAGAUUCACGAGACCGAUGAUGAGAUUGAUGAUUUAUAUAAUGCAAGGGACGUUGUUAUGAAGAGGAUGGCAAAAGACGAAUACUUCAACAUGGACGAGAAGAAGUGGGCUGAGCUUGUUGAGGAUGGGGUUAAACACGGAGCGCUUAUGGACACAAAAGAGUGCGAGCAGAUUCUGCAAGAUAUGCUUAGCUGGGACAAACUCCUUCCAGAUGAAAUAAAAAAGAAGGUGGAAGAAAAAUUCAAUGCACUAGGGGAUAUGUGUGAAAGAGGGGAGCUUGAACCUGAGGAAGCUUAUGAACAAUUCAAGCAGUUUGAGGAUGAAAUGGUCGCAGAAUACAUGAAGAUGAUGGAAGCGGAGGAGCUUCCACAGUUUGACAAAACUGAUUUACUUGACAAGAAAAAGGACUUAGAUGACCCACCUGGUGAAGGUCCAAUUCUCCGAUGGCAAACUCGGGUAGUCUUUGCACCUGGUGGUGAUGCUUGGCAUCCAAAAAACAGAAAAGUCAAAUUGUCUGUUACAGUAAAGGAGCUUGGGCUUUCAAAAUACCAAUUUCGUCGACUCAGGGAAUUAGUUGGAAAACGUUACCAUCCCGGGAAAGACGAACUUACCAUAACUAGUGAGAGGUUCGAACAUCGGGAAGAAAACAGGAAAGACUGCUUAAGGACACUUCUUUCCCUUAUUGAGGAGGCUGGGAAAGCUAACAAAUUGGCAGAUGACGCUCGGGCUUCAUAUGUGAAGCAGAGACUCAGGGCUAAUCCAGGAUUUAUGGAGAGGCUGCAUGCCAAGACCAUGAGAUUGCGAGAAUCUAACCAAAUUCCCGCUUGAAACAUUCAGGUUUGGCAUUUGAAUUUGUGGACGUUCACCUGUAUCAAUCUGAUGAUAUUGGUCCCGGAUUUAAGUUUGGUUCUGUUUUUGGUAGUGGGAUUCCUCCUUUUUUUCAGAAGUUGGGGCUUCCUCAAAUCAAUGUUAAUUUUUCACAGACAUUGUAGGAGAAUUGACUCUUACAGAUUAGAUAUCCUUUAAAGUGUAUUUUAAAAUUUCUCCAAUAAUAUCGUUUGGUGUACAUAAUUGACGAUUGAUGGGUGCGGGCUGGCUGUUGAACGCUUCUGAUGAAGUUGCAA